AUGCUCACCCUCGCCCGUCCCUCGGCUGCCUCGCUCUCGCCCAAUGGUCGUCUCGCUGUCUUCUCCGCAUCCCGCUACGCCGUCGACACCAACAAGUCCAUCCGCAACCUCCACCUUGUCGACCUCGCAGACAAUAAUACCCUCUCGGACCUCACCCCCCAGGUCCCCGACACCAACCAUGACAACGCCGUCUGGCUCGAUGACAAUAGCCUCGCAUUUCUCGCCAAGGGUCAGCUCCAUGUCAAGGCCGUUGGCUCCGACAGCGAGCCCUAUAUCCUCACACACUUCCCCGUCGACAUCACCAACGUCAAGUUCAACAGGGCAGCCAACCUGAUUGCCUUCUCUGCCGCCGUUUACACCGACGGUACGCUUGAGGGUGCCAGGGAAAAGGACGAGUAUAUCAAGGUCCACAAGAAGGACACUGCCCUGGCCUUCGAUACUCUCAUGGUCCGCCACUGGGACGAGUUUAUCCAGGAAAAGAAGAAUAACAUCUUUGUAGUUAAGAUCAAGAGGAGCGGCGACAAGUUCGUGGUCGAUGGUCACGCCAUUAACCUCUUGCUCAACACUGGUCUGGAGUCGCCCACCAUUCCCUUUGGUGACCAGGGCGACUACGAUAUUUCUCCCAACGGCCAGGAGAUCGUCUUUGUCUCCAAGAUCAACACCCCCGAUAAUGCCUGGCAGACAACCACCCACAUCUACACCGUCCCUGUCACCGGCGGUGUCGUCCCCAAGAACAUCAACCCCGAGAGUGUCGGAGCUGCCAGCCACCCAGUCUUCUCCUCGACCGGGAGGUCUAUUGCCUACCUCCAGAUGCUCAAGCCUCAGUACGAGGCUGACCGCAACAGGAUUGUCGUUCACUUCAACGGACAGUCUCGCAUCGUGGCCAAGGACUGGAACCGCAGCCCCAGCAGCAUUCUCUUUGACAGCAAGGAUGAGAACAUCUUUGUCACGGCUGAGGAUCAAGGACAUGUCAAGGUCUUCAAGAUCAACCUUCAAACCGAGUCCAUCGAACCCAUUGUGAAUGAGCAUUCUCAAAGUGGACUGAGCCUCAUCGAUGACAACACUCUUCUUUACUCCACAGCCUCCUUGACCAGCCCCAGCGACCUUUUUACCGUCGAUAUCAAGACCAAGGAUAUUCAGCGUCGCACUAAUGUCCACGCCAAAACCCUCGCCAAUGUCUACCUCGCAACUCCUGAGGACGUCUGGUUCAAGGGUGAUCAGGGCAGAGACAUCCAUGGCUUCCUCCUGAAGCCCAUCGGAUUCGACCCUUCCAAGAAGUAUCCUCUGGCCUUCAUUGUUCACGGUGGCCCUCAGAGCGCCUUUAAUGACAAUUGGAGCACACGCUGGAAUCCUAACAUCUUUGCAAGCGCCGGGUUUGUUGUUGUCUUCUUGAACCCUACUGGAUCGACUGGAUAUGGUCAGGAAUUGACGGAUGCGAUCAACAACAAUUGGGGCGGUUCUCCUUAUAUUGACCUGAUGAAGGGUCUGGACUACGUUCUUGAGCACCAUGCCUACAUCGAUCAGGCUCGUGUUGCUGCUUUGGGAGCCUCGUAUGGUGGAUAUAUGAUGAACUGGAUCAACGGCCACACCGACCGCUUCAACUGCUUAGUUAACCACGACGGCAUCUUUGAUACCAAGAACGGAUUCUAUGCGACCGAGGAGCUCUACUUCCCUGAGCACGAGUAUGGUGGUGUCCCAUGGGAUCCCAAGGCCAAGGAUAACUAUGAGCGAUGGAACCCCGCCAACUUUGUCCAGAACUGGAAGACACCCACUCUCGUCAUCCACAGCGACAAAGACUAUCGUCUGCCCGUCACUGAGGGUCUUUCAACUUUUACGGUUUUGCAGCGCAAGGGCAUUCCUUCACGCUUUGUCUAUUUCCCCGACGAAAACCACUGGGUUCUCAAGGCUGCCAACAGCUUGCGCUGGCAUGCCGAGGUCAUCAACUGGAUCCAAAAGUGGACUGCUGAGCCUAAACGGAACGUCAACGGCAUGGAGGAGACAUUUGUGUACGAGACCUCUCAGGUUCGCAUCAAUUAA
Gamsiella multidivaricata is the source of this 2037-nucleotide messenger RNA. Its product is annotated as peptidase, S9A/B/C family, catalytic domain protein. The record is from RefSeq and is a predicted model, not a curated record. Gene Ontology annotation, biological process: proteolysis. The transcript has 2 exons. NCBI's taxonomy places the organism in Eukaryota, Fungi, Mortierellomycota, Mortierellomycetes, Mortierellales, Mortierellaceae. Gene Ontology annotation, molecular function: serine-type endopeptidase activity. Bases 1 to 2037 code for a protein of 678 amino acids.